ACUGCACCGCUGCUGUUCUUUUGCCUCCCUCUUGCUUUGCUGCUCCCGCCGCUGCUGCCUGCGAACCUCUUCCUUACCGUUUUGUGCCGCGCCAGACUCCCACCGCGCCCCCGCCCACCUUGUCCCCGCCCGCAGCUUAUCGCCGAGACACCCCGCCGAGCUUGAGUCAACCCCCCAUGAGCGCCCGCCUUCAUCCCACGCUGCACCCUACCGCGACCUCAUAAAACAACAUACGCCAGGGGCCAAGCGACAAGAUGCCCAGAGCCUGUGUCGCCGGAGGUCUCACCAUCACCAUCUCGCCCCAGGCCCGCUUAUCAUGCCUUGCCCUCGCCUCCAUCAGCCGAAGCUUUAGCACGUCAGCUGCCUCCCAUUCUUCCGGCCAAUACCACCGCUCAGAUUUUUCGAAUCAGGGUUUCACUGGCGUCUAUGAGCCCGGUCAGCCCACCGGAGGCCCUCUGGGCGGAGCCAGCAUUGUGGGGGCGCCACGAUUAACUCCCAAGGCUUUGAAGCACCAUCUGGAUCAAUACAUUAUCGGUCAGGAGCGAGCGAAGAAGGUCAUGAGCGUGGCCAUAUACAAUCACUAUCAGCGCAUCCAAGAAAUAGAAAGGCUGGAGGAUGAGGCCCAGGAGUUGGCUGCGCAACAGGCGCGACGGGAAAUGAUACAUAGGCAUCCUGUCGAAGGUACUCCCGGAGGGCUCAGGGUGACGCCUAGCGUGCCCGAACUGACACUAUAUCCCGCAGAUGAGUUUCCAGGUCAGCAGCGGACAACCAACCCAUGGGACGCAUUGCAUGCGCCCGAACCCCCACCUCCGCCACCGCAGCCGUUGCAACACAGGCUUGGCGCCGAGCCCAUCGUUGAUAACAGCCCUCUUACGAUCGAAAAGUCCAAUGUCCUCCUCCUCGGCCCUUCUGGCGUUGGCAAAACGCUCAUGGCCAAGACACUAGCUCGCGUGCUCGAAGUUCCUUUCAGCAUGUCGGAUUGUACACCCUUCACACAAGCCGGUUACAUAGGCGAAGAUGCCGAUGUUUGUGUGCAAAGGCUGCUCGCUGCUGCCAACUAUGACGUCACCGCCGCCGAACGAGGUAUAAUAGUUUUGGAUGAGAUCGAUAAGAUUGCCACGGCACGAGUGAGCCACGGAAAAGAUGUCAGCGGGGAAGGAGUGCAACAAGCUUUACUAAAGAUAAUCGAGGGCACGACGAUACAGGUACAGGCAAAACAGGAGCGUAGCGCCAAUAAAGGACCAGGGUAUAGCUACAAUCCACCAGGAGGUAAUUCAAGUGGAGCAGGUGGCGGCGCAAACAUGGGGCAACCUCCAUCUGCAAAAGGGGAGACGUUCAGUGUUCGUACGGACAACAUCCUUUUCAUUUGUACCGGUGCAUUCAUUGGAUUGCACAAAACGAUCAUGGACCGGAUCUCCAAGGGCAGCAUCGGUUUUGGUGCGCCAGUUCGUGCUUCCAACCCUGAGUCCGGCAGCCAUGAUACCACUAUUAAGGGCGAGGAGGCGCUUUUUAGAAAACACCUACCCUAUUUUCUGCCCGAAACCCCCGCGGACGCGCCGAAAAGCUCUCGUCAAGUGGAGUUCAACAUACUUGAUCUUGUUGAGCCGGCCGAUCUGCAGAAGUACGGUAUGAUACCCGAGCUUGUCGGCCGUAUACCAAUCUCUUCCGCACUUUCCUCACUCGACGAGGAAUCACUUGUGCGCGUGCUCACUGAGCCCCGCAACAGCCUCGUCAAACAAUACGAGCAACUAUUUCUGCUCAGUGGCAUCGAACUAAAGAUUACCUCGGGUGCAUUGCGCGAGAUUGCCAAGGCUGCCGCUGGCAUGGGAACUGGGGCCCGAGGUCUGAAAACCGUCAUGGAAAGGUUGUUGGGAGAAGCCCAGUACGAGACGCCAGGCAGUACCACAAAACACGUGCUUGUAACUAGGGAAGCAGCGCGUAGGAAGGCGCCCUUGACAUACGUUUCCCGCGGACAACAACACAAAUUCCAUGCAAUGAUCGCAAAGGAAGAAGAGGAGUGGGAAGCAGAGAAAGCUCGAAAGGAAAGGAAAGAGGAAGACGUGAGAUCUUUCGAGCAAUACAGACAGAAGGCCCAAGCAGGAUUUGCAUAACAGCAUACGACAAGCGGUCGAGAGAUUCAGGUUUUUUCUAAAUUUUUCCCUUAUAGCGCGAACACUCAGCAGCUCGUGGAGAGCACAUGGUCAUUGUCCAUUUAGCAGUGAUUGUCGUUUUGGAAGGUGGUGGGGUCAUAUGAGCGCAUUUUGAGCAUUUGGAGGAGAAACAUCGCUUGCAUUCAGACUGGGCUGGCUUGCGAUAGCGAGCUACGUGGCGCUGAGUUGUCUGAGCUGGCCGAGAAAGGCUGUUAGCGUGUGCUGUCUGUACUUAAGCCGAUAAGCAAAUUAUUUUCUCACAGCUUACUAAGCCUCU
Messenger RNA from Aplosporella prunicola CBS 121167, 2427 nucleotides. RefSeq lists its product as uncharacterized. Gene Ontology annotation, molecular function: ATP hydrolysis activity; ATP binding. NCBI's taxonomy places the organism in Eukaryota, Fungi, Ascomycota, Dothideomycetes, Botryosphaeriales, Aplosporellaceae. Gene Ontology annotation, cellular component: mitochondrial matrix. The transcript has a single exon. The record is from RefSeq and is a predicted model, not a curated record. Gene Ontology annotation, biological process: proteolysis; protein catabolic process. The coding region runs from base 255 to 2111 and encodes 618 amino acids.